Messenger RNA from Condylura cristata (star-nosed mole), 3936 nucleotides. It is a transcript of the gene AP3B1, whose product is annotated as adaptor-related protein complex 3, beta 1 subunit. The record is from RefSeq and is a predicted model, not a curated record. Lineage: Eukaryota; Metazoa; Chordata; Mammalia; Eulipotyphla; Talpidae. Gene Ontology annotation, biological process: vesicle-mediated transport; anterograde synaptic vesicle transport; intracellular protein transport. The coding region runs from base 106 to 3375 and encodes 1089 amino acids. Gene Ontology annotation, cellular component: AP-3 adaptor complex; membrane coat. The transcript has 27 exons.
CGCGCCCCUCCACACGAGAACUAGUUUUGUUCCGUGUCCUCCGGGCAGGAGCCCUUCGGAGAGAACCCGGGCCAGACCCACCCGAUACCCGCCAGCACCUCAGCAAUGUCCAGCAACAGCUUCGCUUACAAUGAGCAGUCCGGAGGAGGGGAGGCGACGGAGCUGGGACAGGAGGCUACCUCAACCAUUUCCCCCUCCGGCGCCUUCGGCCUCUUUAGCAGCGAUAUGAAGAAGAAUGAAGAUCUAAAGCAAAUGUUGGAAAGCAACAAAGACUCAGCAAAAUUGGAUGCUAUGAAAAGAAUUGUUGGGAUGAUUGCGAAAGGGAAAAAUGCAUCUGAACUGUUUCCUGCUGUUGUGAAGAAUGUGGCCAGUAAAAAUAUUGAGAUCAAGAAGUUGGUAUACGUUUAUCUUGUUCGAUAUGCUGAAGAACAGCAGGAUCUGGCUCUCUUGUCCAUAAGUACUUUUCAGCGAGCUCUGAAGGAUCCAAAUCAACUAAUCCGUGCAAGUGCUUUGAGAGUUCUUUCAAGUAUUAGAGUGCCGAUUAUUGUACCUAUUAUGAUGCUCGCUAUUAAGGAUGCUUCAGCUGAUUUAUCACCAUAUGUUAGGAAGAAUGCAGCCCAUGCCAUACAGAAAUUGUAUAGUCUUGACCCAGAGCAGAAGGAAAUGCUAAUUGAAGUAAUUGAAAAACUUCUGAGAGAUAAAAGCACACUCGUAGCUGGGAGUGUUGUGAUGGCUUUUGAAGAAGUAUGCCCGGAUAGAAUAGAUUUGAUUCACAAGAAUUACCGCAAGCUAUGUAAUUUACUAGUUGAUGUAGAAGAGUGGGGGCAGGUUGUUAUAAUCCACAUGCUAACUCGGUAUGCUCGUACGCAGUUUGUCAGUCCUUGGAAAGAGGAUGAUGUCCUAGAGGACAAUGAAAAAAGUUUCUAUGAAUCUGAUGAUGAAGAAAAGGAAAAGACAAGCAAAAAGAAGAAACCAUAUAUUAUGGAUCCAGACCAUAGGCUUUUAAUUCGGAAUACAAAACCUUUGCUUCAGAGCAGGAAUGCAGCGGUGGUUAUGGCUGUUGCUCAACUGUAUUGGCAUAUAGCACCAAAAUCAGAAGCUGGUAUUAUUUCUAAAUCACUAGUGCGUUUACUCCGUAGCAAUAGGGAAGUACAGUAUAUUGUUCUACAGAAUAUAGCAACUAUGUCAAUUCAAAGAAAGGGUAUGUUUGAACCGUAUCUGAAGAGUUUCUAUGUUAGGUCAACUGAUCCAACUAUGAUCAAGACACUGAAGCUUGAAAUUUUGACAAACUUGGCAAAUGAAGCCAAUAUAUCAACUCUUCUUCGAGAAUUUCAGACCUAUGUGAAAAGCCAGGAUAAACUAUUUGCAGCAGCCACUAUUCAGACUAUAGGAAGAUGUGCCACCAACAUCUCUGAAGUCACUGAAACAUGCCUCAAUGGCUUAGUGUGCCUGCUGUCCAACAGGGAUGAAAUAGUUGUUGCUGAAAGUGUGGUUGUAAUUAAGAAAUUAUUGCAAAUGCAACCUGCACAACAUGGUGAAAUUAUUAAACACAUGGCCAAACUUUUGGACAGCAUCACUGUUCCUGUGGCUAGAGCAAGUAUUCUUUGGUUAAUAGGAGAAAACUGUGAAAGAGUGCCUAAAAUUGCUCCUGAUGUUUUAAGGAAGACAGCUAAAAGCUUCACUAGUGAAGAUGACCUUGUAAAACUGCAAAUUUUAAACCUGGGAGCAAAAUUGUAUUUAACCAACUCCAGACAGACAAAAUUGCUUACCCAGUACAUAUUAAAUCUCGGCAAGUAUGAUCAAAACUACGACAUCAGAGACCGUACAAGAUUUAUUAGGCAGCUUAUUGUUCCGAAUGAGAAGAGUGGAGCUUUAAGUAAAUAUGCCAAAAAAAUAUUCCUAGCGCAAAAACCUGCACCACUGCUUGAAUCUCCUUUUAAAGAUAGGGAUCAUUUCCAGCUUGGCACUUUAUCUCAUACUCUCAACUCUAAAGCUACUGGGUACCUGGAAUUAUCUAAUUGGCCAGAGGUGGCGCCUGACCCAUCAGUUCGAAAUGUAGAAGUAAUAGAGUUGGCAAAAGAAUGGUCUCCAACAGGAAAAGCAAAGAAAGAGAAUCCUGCUAAGAAAUUUUAUUCUGAAUCUGAGGAGGAAGAGGACUCUUCUGAUAGCAGCAGUGACAGUGAGAGUGAAUCUGGAAGUGAAACUGUUGAAGAAGACGAGAAAGGAAACAGCAGUGACAGCAGUGAGGACUCCUCCAGUGAGUCUGAGAGCGAGACUUCAAGCGAAUCAGAUGUGAAAAGCAAGAGAACAGCCAAGAAGAAUGCUAAAACCAAAGGGAAAAGUGAUUCUGAAGAAGGGGAGACAAAAAAUGAAAAAUCUAAAACUUCAGAUUCUUCUAAUGCUGAAUCUAGUUCAAUAGAAGAAAGUUCUUCAGAUUCUGAAUCAGAAUCUGAAUCUGAAAGUGAAUCUGAAUCCAGCAAAGUCACUAAGGAAAAAGAGAAGAAAUUACAAGAAAGAAAUCCUGUUACCAAAAAUGUCUCACUUCUAGAUCUAGAUGAUUUUAAUCAACUCUCCACUCCAGUUGCACUUCCCACACCAGCUCUUUCUCCAAGUUUGAUAGCUGAUCUUGAAGGUUUAAACUUGUCAACUUCUUCAUCAAUUGUUAGUGUUAGUACUCCUGUCUUUGUGCCAAUGAAAACCCAUGCGUUGCUUCAUCGAAUGAGUGGAAAAGGACUGGCUGCUGAUUAUUUCUUUCCAAGACAACCUUGUAUUUUUGGUGAUAAAAUGGUCUCUGUACAAAUAACUUUGAAUAAUACCACUGAUCAAAAGAUAGAAAAUAUCCACAUAGGGGGGAAAAAACUUCCUAUAGGCGUGCAGAUGCACGCUUUUGAUCCAAUAGAAUCUCUUGAGCCUGAGGGAUCCAUUACUGUUUCAAUGGGUAUUGACUUUUGUGAUUCCACUCAGACUGCCAGUUUCCAGUUGUGUACCAAGGAUGAUUGUUUCAGUGUUAAUAUUCAACCACCGGUUGGAGAACUGCUUUUACCUGUGGCCAUAUCAGAGAAAGAUUUCAAGAAAGAGCAAGGAAUGCUAACAGGAAUGAAUGAAACUUCUACUGUAAUCAUUGCUGCACCACAGAAUUUCACUCCCUCUGUGAUCCUUCAAAAGGUGGUAAAUGUGGCCAAUGUAGGUGUAGUCCCUUCUGGUCAAGAUAAUAUACACAGGUUUGCAGCUAGAACUGUGCACAGUGGUUCACUGAUGCUAGUCACAGUGGAACUGAAGGAAGGCUCUACAGCACAGCUUAUCAUAAAUACUGAGAAAACUCUGAUUGGUUCUGUUCUGCUGCGAGAGCUGAAGCCUGUCCUUUCCCAGGGGUAACCUGCUUACAUCUGGACUUCAGAAUCUGGCACACAACAAAAGUGCCUGGCAUCCACUACUGCUGCCUUUCAUUUAUAAUAAUAGCCCUUCCAUCUGGCUGUGGGGGAAGAAUACACUCUUGACAUUCUUGUCUCCUGCUUUAGGAUGCUAGUGUGUAUCUAUCAUGUAUGCAAUACUUUUUCCUCUUUUCGCUUUGCUAACCAAAGAACAUAUAUUUUACUGUCAGUUAUCUCAACUCUUAAAUCCAUGUGGCAUUUUCCCUAUCUUGCCACUCCUGGCCUUCUCGUAUUCCUUCUCUUUUUCAACAAUGAUGGACACGAAUUGGAUAUUCAAAGUUUAUUGGAAAUCAUCUUCCCUCCCUCACUGAGCUGAAAUUAACCUAGUAAUAGUCUAAAUGACCUCUCAGCUUUAUAUGUGAAAAUGGUACAGCAUACUUUUUAGUAUUAAAUGCAAAAACAGUAAGAUCUCUAAAAUCUUGUAUGAAUUUUGUGAUGUUGUAAUUGGUUAUUGACAACUGUCAUUAUUAAAUUAUCUAUCUCUGCAGAAGAUAAAAUAAACCAG